ACGCCCUGCACUACACCACACCGCCCCUGGCACUCCGAGUUCCCCACGCUCUUCACCAUUUGCAGCAGCGACAGAACAGGAUAUAAACCGAGCCAAGCAAGCUCUGUCUCUGCCGAGCUACAAGUAACGAAACCAUCUCCACAUACAGGCCGGCACGUAGCUUCCUACUCUGUAUGCAUGCCUGAAGUGGUCUAGAGGAGCAGCGGUGUUUACGUGCUGUACCUAGGAAAGGAUCGGAGAGAGAGAGGCCGGAGAUGGUGCCUCCAGCUGUCCUCCCCAAGGUGGCCGCGCAAUGGCUCUUCACGUUCCACCGCGCCGCCAGGAAGCUCAGGCGCCAGGCCUUCCAGCUCUACUACCGCAACGCCGCCGCCAAGCCGCCGCCGUCCACCGCCAAGCCGCAGCAGGGCCAUGCCGCCACCGCCAAGGGCGCCGCCAUCCUUGAUGACGCCGCCGCUGUCGCGGCGGCAGACGGGACGGUGGUGUGCGACAUGCACGGCGCGCUGCUGCGCUCCACCACGCUCUUCCCCUACUUCAUGCUCGUGGCCUUCGAGGGCGGCAGCCUGCUCCGCGCCAUGCUGCUGCUCUGCGCCUUCCCGCUCGUCUGGGCCCUCGGGGAGCGCCGCGCCGGCGCCGGCGUCCGGGUCAUGGCGCUCGUCACCUUCGCGGGGCUCAGGCCCAGGGACAUGGACCUCGUCGCCCGCGCCGUCCUGCCCAAGCACUACAUGGAGCAGCUCAACGCGCUGGUCUACGAGCGCCUGUGGCUCCCCUCGAGGAGGAAGGUGGUGGUCACCAGCGCGCCUAGGGCCAUGUCCGAGUGGUUCCUCAGGGAAUACAUGGCCGCCGACGCGGUGGUCGGCCCCCAGCUGCAGGUCGUCACGGUCGGCCGCCGCCGCUACUUCACGGGGCUGCUGACCGGGCCCACGCAGGGGACGGAGCUGAGGCAGAACGUACUGAAGGAGGCGUUCGGGGCCGAGGGUGCAAUGGCCGACGUGGGCGUCGUCAGCAACCCCAACCCGGUCGACCAUCAUUUCGCACCCUACUGCAAGGAAGUUUAUGUCGUGAGCAGAGAGAGCGCAGAGAGCGCCAAGCUACCGCGGGACAAGCACCCGAAGGCGCUCAUCUUCCACGACGGCCGCCUCGCCUUCCUCCCCACCCCCGCAUCCAUGCUCGCCUUCUUCCUCUUCCUGCCGCUCGGCGUCAUCCUCUCCGUCAUCCGCAUCAACAUCGGCAUCGUCCUCCCUUUCAAGAUCCAGCUUUUAGCCGCCGCCAUCUUCGGCCUCCGCUACCGCACCUCCGGCCUCCGCACUCCGCCGGCUGAUGGCAAGCAGCGCAGGGGCGUCCUCUACGUGUGCACGCACCGGACGCUGGUCGACCCCAUCAUGCUCUCCUCGGCUCUGCAGAAGCCCGUUCCGGCCCUGACGUACAGCCUCAGUCGGCUUUCAGAGCUGAUCGCGCCCAUCAAGACGGUGCGGCUGACGCGCGACCGCGCGCGGGACGCCGAGACGAUGUCGAGGCUGCUGAGGCAGGGCGACCUCGCGGUGUGCCCCGAGGGCACGACGUGCCGCGAGCCCUACCUGCUGCGGUUCAGCCCGCUGUUCGCGGAGCUCGCGGACGACAUGGAGCCCGUGGCGCUGGACGCGCAGGUGACGGCGCUCUACGGCACGACGGCGAGCGGGCACAAGUGGCUGGACCCCGUGGCGUUCUUCGCCAACCCGGCGCCGUCGUACCGGGUGGAGUUCCUGGGCGCGGUGCCGCGGGAGUGGACCCGCGCCGGGGGCAGGACGGGCGUGGAGGUGGCGAACUGGGUGCAGCGGCGGCUCGGCGAGGCGCUCGAGUUCGAGUGCACCGGGCUGACUCGCCGCGACAAGUACAUGAUGCUGGCCGGCAACGACGGCGUGGUCGCCAAGUAGGCAGCGCCGGGCGUGCGCUGCAACUGCAACAGCUGGGUGUGUUUUUAUGCAUACAUGCUGAGUAAAUUAUUGUGAAAAGUUAGUUACUGUAAUUUGUGUGCAAGUAAUGGAUAUUUUGGUUCUCUUGUGUAAAGAAUGUUUGAUUAGCUCCAAAGACUAAUCAAAUAGUAGAUGCUUGGAUUGAAGUUCGAAUCAAAUAGUAUAUGUUAAUUUGGUCUGAUCGUCUUGCA
This is a messenger RNA of Setaria italica (foxtail millet), 2140 nucleotides long. Its product is annotated as glycerol-3-phosphate acyltransferase 1. Gene Ontology annotation, molecular function: glycerol-3-phosphate 2-O-acyltransferase activity; phosphatase activity. Gene Ontology annotation, cellular component: membrane. The record is from RefSeq and is a predicted model, not a curated record. The coding region runs from base 255 to 1910 and encodes 551 amino acids. The transcript is spliced from 2 exons. Gene Ontology annotation, biological process: cutin biosynthetic process. Lineage: Eukaryota; Viridiplantae; Streptophyta; Magnoliopsida; Poales; Poaceae.